Molecule: messenger RNA, 2361 nt
Organism: Phascolarctos cinereus (koala)
Lineage: Eukaryota; Metazoa; Chordata; Mammalia; Diprotodontia; Phascolarctidae
Source: RefSeq, a predicted model, not a curated record
CUCCCCUGCGAGCUCCCAGCGGCUGCAGCGGCGGCGACAGCGGCGGCGGCAGCAUCUCUGCAGGUCCGGGGACAGCAGCGCGAGAUGAUAGAUUUCUUGGGUGAAGAUUCUGCUGAUCUGUGUCUUCUUGGGAGACAGAGGGAUGAGUCAAUGGAGUAAUCUGGAGAGCUGAAUUCAUCUGACUAUUUUGGAAGAAAGAGGGAGUCACCAUUGGCCAAAUUAUGUUGGUGCAAAUGCCCUUGGUCAACCAAGAACAACGGGGAUUCUGGUAACAGCGAUGUCAACUCUCAUUCUGUGAAAACUCACAGAUCCCAUACAAUGGAGGAAUUAUACAAGGACACCCAAAACCUACCCAUGGAUGUUGCCAGUUCUCCUCCCUCCUUGGCCAACAACAAACUGGAAAAUGGGGUGGCCCAGCUGAUCACUGCUGAAGCAUGGAAUAUCAACUCAACAGACUUGAUGAAAAAGGCGCUUUCACCGCUGGUGACUGUUCCAGCCCCUUCCAUCCUGACCCCUCCAGCAGAAUCACAAAGCGGGGUAGCCCUCAAAGUCGCAGCGACUGUGCUUCAGCCAAUUUGCUUAGGGGACAGCCCAGUGGUCCUGCCAAUACAUUUACAAGUUGCAGGAAGCACCACACCUCAGAUCAGCCCCAAUACUAACACUCCCUAUGUCAUGACUACCCAAGGUCCAGUGCCUCUGCCUGUCCUCCUAGAGCAGCAUGUGUUCCAACAUUUAAAUUCUCCACUGGUCUUGCCCCAGAGUGCUCCCUGCCCCACCAAUCCCAUUCACAACACUCUUUUCCAAGGGGCUUCUGCCCCUGUGGGACAACCCCAGCUGCUAGAUCAGAAACCCCCUGGUCAACCCCAGGAACCUGUGUUACCCCCAGUAUUUCAGACACCAGGGUUUGCUGCUGUUCUUCAGGACUUGUUUCCUUCCCAGGGGACUUUAGGCUCAUCACCUUGCCAACCUCCUCCAGAUUAUGCUUCCGUCCCACCUCAACCUUUUAGCUCUCCACUGUCUCCUCUGGUCCCACCAGCCACUCUCCUGGUGCCAUAUCCUGUGAUUGUCCCCUUGCCAGUGCCGGUUCCUAUUCCCAUUCCCAUUCCCAUAGCUGUGCCCCACAGUUCUGAAUCCAAACUCAACCCUGACUUCCCCAAGCCACCCUCCUUCGCUAUGUACUCCUGCAAAGGAACUCAAACCCCUCUAGAGAAGGAAGAGAUAAAACCCUUCAACUUUCUCCAGCAGCGGGAGUUUUCCCAACUCAGCCGCCACACAGUGAUCAAAAUGGGCAACGAGAACGAGGCCCUGGACCUUUCCAUGAAGUCCACGCCCUUGCUCAAAGCGAGCGAGGUCAGCCCCCUGCCAUACCCUGAAGAUAGUGCACUAGACCUAUCUCUCUCUUCCUCCCGUAAGGCAGGAGGUUCUGGGCCUCUCCCUGAGACAGUGCUGUGUCCCAGUUCAGCCAUGGACAGCCCAGCCCUUCCCUUGAUGGAGAAACUGUCCGGCGCAGUUAUCCCUUUCACCCAGCCUAAGCCACAUGAAACCUCCAUCAAAGACAGCCGCAGCAGUAGCAGCAGCAACUCGUCUGAGCUCCUGAGGCAACAGCAGAAGUGGCUAGUGGACCAGACCAGCCGCCCAGGCUGUGAGCCCAAGACUGGAAAUAACAUUGAGAUUGUAAGCACGUCACAGACAGCCAAAGUGAUCGUCUCUGUCAAGGAUGCAGUGCCCACAAUUUUUUGUGGCAAGAUCAAAGGCCUGUCGGGGGUAUCCACCAAAAACUUUUCCUUCAAGAGAGACCUUCCCCAGGAUUCUGUGCUGCAAUGUUAUGAUGUCAAGGGCCAGGCAGAGUCCAGGGAAAAUGCAGAAUCCCUUAGGAAACCCAUCAAAAACCGAAGUGUAAAGUUAAAGAAAAUGAACUCCCAGGAAAUACAUAUUCUUCCAAUCAAAAAGCAACGGCUGGCUGCCUUUUUUCCAAGAAAGUAAAUUAUGGCUUUUUAAAAAAAAAAAUUAAGAUUAUAAUAUUAUGGGGAAAGAUGCACUUGAUUUAAAAAAUGCAUUUAAAACUUAAACUAUCUUUGUAAGUUAUUUUUUGGGGGUAGUAGGGAGGUGGGAGGAAAGGAUCAGCUCUAGAUUCCCUGUAAGCUGGUUUGGCUUUUUUUUUUUUAAUUUUCAACUUUUCCUGAAAGAGUAAAUAAAAGCAACCUAUUUUUCCAGUGGAUUGCACAUUUUUGCAGCUUUAAUGGAAUAACGGAUGAGUCAGAGGGGGUAAAAGCUAUUUUCACUGCCAUAAAGUGCUUUGAUGAUGUAAUUCCUAAUAAUGGGUAGGAUGAAUAUUUCAAAAUAAAUGUUUGUAUGUGCUAA